Molecule: messenger RNA, 2231 nt
Organism: Linum tenue
Lineage: Eukaryota; Viridiplantae; Streptophyta; Magnoliopsida; Malpighiales; Linaceae
Source: the annotation of a GenBank genome assembly
CUAAUCCGUUGAUAUUCUGUUUGUUUCCCGGGAAAUCUGAACUCAUCGGGUUGUAGCAAAUAGUCCGGCUUCGCUUUUUUGUGUUCCAAAUGGGAUGAACGAAGCUUUCAAUUGAAUAGCGCAGGGUUUCAGUUUUCUGCACAGUACUUAGUUUGCUUUGUCUCUGUCUUUUCAGAUUUCGGUUUUGGGUGCCGGUGUAAAUCUAUAUCCAUUUCGCAAUGGCGAUAGAAAGGAUUCUUAAAGACGAUGCUAGUGAAGAGAAAGGAGAGCGUGCCAGAAUGGCAUCUUUUGUUGGUGCUAUGGCCAUUGCUGAUCUUGUCAAGACAACACUGGGUCCUAAGGGGAUGGACAAGAUCCUGCAGUCUACUGGAAGAGGUCAAUCAGUGACUGUGACCAAUGAUGGAGCUACCAUCUUGAAGUCUCUUCACAUUGACAACCCCGCAGCCAAAGUUCUUGUUGACAUUUCAAAAGUUCAAGAUGAUGAAGUUGGGGAUGGGACAACUUCUGUAGUUGUUUUGGCUGGUGAACUAUUGAGGGAGGCUGAAAAACUAGUUGCAUCAAAGAUCCACCCAAUGACCAUUAUAGAAGGGUUUCGAAUGGCAGCAAAGUGUGCUCGAGAGGCUCUGCUGAAAAGGGUUGUGGAUAAUAAAACAAAUGAAGAGAAGUUCAAGAUGGACUUGAUGAAGAUUGCAAAGACAACUUUGAGUUCAAAAAUAUUAUCACAAGAUAAGGAACAUUUUGCCAAGUUGGCUGUUGAUGCUGUUUUGAGGCUAAAGGGCAGCACAAACUUAGAAUCCAUCCAAAUUAUCAAGAAGCCUGGUGGUUCCCUUAAGGAUUCAUUCUUGGAUGAAGGGUUUAUUCUUGACAAGAAAAUCGGAAUUGGACAACCAAAGCGGAUUGAAAAUGCCAAUAUUUUGGUGGCCAACACUGCAAUGGACACGGAUAAAGUAAAGAUCUAUGGUGCACGUGUUCGUGUUGAUUCAAUGGCUAAGGUUGCUGAUAUUGAAGCAGCUGAAAAGCAGAAGAUGAGAGAAAAGGUGGACAAGAUCCUAGCCCAUGGGAUUAAUUGCUUUGUUAACCGGCAGUUGAUUUACAAUUUCCCCGAAGAACUCUUUGCAAAUGCUGGAGUACUCGCAAUUGAGCAUGCUGAUUUCGAUGGGAUUGAACGGCUAGCUUUAGUUACAGGUGGUGAAAUUGCCUCAACUUUUGACAAUCCUGAGUCUGUUAAGCUUGGACACUGUAAGCUUAUUGAGGAAAUUAUGAUUGGAGAGGACAAGCUAAUUAAAUUCUCUGGCGUUGAGAUGGGCCAGGCAUGCACUGUUGUACUGCGGGGUGCAAGUCAUCAUGUGCUCGAUGAGGCAGAGAGGUCACUACACGACGCCCUCUGUGUGUUAUCACAGACCGUGAAUGAUAGCCGGGUUUUGUUUGGAGGCGGAUGGCCAGAAAUGGUGAUGGCUAAGGCAGUAGAUGAGCUUGCUCGAACGACCCCGGGGAAGAGGUCUCAUGCCAUUGAGGCUUUCUCCAAGGCUCUAGUGGCUAUUCCAACCACCAUUGCAGAUAAUGCUGGUUUAGACAGUGCUGAGCUAGUAGCCCGGCUUAGAGCAGAGCACAACAAGGAGGAAUCUAAUGCUGGGAUCGAUGUCAUCUCUGGAUCUGUAGGAGAUAUGUCAGAACUAGGGAUUUCAGAGGCAUUCAAGGUUAAGCAAGCGGUACUGCUUUCUGCAACUGAGGCUGCUGAAAUGAUCCUCAGGGUAGAUGAGAUCAUCACUUGCGCGCCACGAAGGAGAGAGGAUAGAAUGUAAAACAUGAUUGGGCCUGUUGUUUCUCUCUGGAGGAAUGGGGCUCUUGCCAUUUUGGCCAAUCAAUCUUAUGCACUGAAUUGUUGUUUAACCGUCAGAUUGUUGAACUGAUCACUUCCCCAAUCCUCCCCCAGUUUUUCGUGAUGUUGGUAUCUGUUGCGGUAUGGAACUCCUGUUUUUGUAUUGAUCGAAUUCUAAAUUCGUGUAUUGACAUGUGGACAGUCUCGUGUCUACAUAAUUUUGGUCUUCGAAAGUAGCUGCGAUCAUUCUUACGAUUUAAUGUCAGCUCAUAGUUGUUUCUAUUAGUUAGGAAUUUGCUGUAGUUACAGUAACUGCGAUAGUCUGAUGGUAGAGGACUCUUCAAGUUAGGGUGGGAAAAUUUUCACAUUUAUUAAAUGAAAGCUUUAGUAACAUUAGGAGGCUCUGUCAGCC